This is a messenger RNA of Talaromyces amestolkiae, 4806 nucleotides long. RefSeq lists its product as uncharacterized. The transcript is spliced from 7 exons. Gene Ontology annotation, molecular function: lipid binding; nucleobase transmembrane transporter activity. Gene Ontology annotation, cellular component: plasma membrane. The record is from RefSeq and is a predicted model, not a curated record. Bases 1 to 4806 code for a protein of 1601 amino acids. Gene Ontology annotation, biological process: transmembrane transport; nucleobase transport. NCBI's taxonomy places the organism in Eukaryota, Fungi, Ascomycota, Eurotiomycetes, Eurotiales, Trichocomaceae.
AUGGGGGAAUACGAACAGUCCCGAUGGACGCGGACGAAACACGCCUUGUCGUCCUGGCACGCAUUCCACGCUGCCAUCAAACUAAAGAGCGCCUCAUCCAUACUCGCCAACGAAGAUCUUCUUCCCUCCCCACCCGAACGACAGACAUGGACUGUAUGGAACUUCUUUGCUUACUGGUGGAGCGAAUCUUGGGCCGUCUCAACCUGGUCCCUCGGCUCCUCUCUAAUUGCACUCGGCGCAACCGUGCGGGAUGCGCUGCUCGUCAUCCUAUUCGCAAACCUGCUUUCGGCAGUAGUCAUUGUACUCAAUGGCCGCGCUGCGUCAAGGUAUCAUGUCGGAUAUCCCGUGUUGGCGAGAACGACGUUCGGGAUUUGGGGGUCGUAUUUCUUUGUGGUUUUAAGGGCUAUUUUGGGCGUUAUUUGGGGGGGCGUGCAGAUGUUCUUUGAAGGUCAAUUUAUUUCGAUUUGUCUGCGGUGUAUAUUCCCCGGUUGGACGAAGAUACAUAACUCGAUUCCUGCCAGCCAAGAAAUUACGACACAAGUAAUGGUCGGCUUCUUCCUCGCCUUCGUCUUCACUCUCCCCCUCAUGUUAAUCCACACCUCCAAAAUCAGACACCUCUUCAGCCUCAAAGCCGUCGUCUUUCCCCUUGCCGCCUUGGGAGUCGUCUGCUGGGCCACUACCGCCAACGGCGGCGUGUCCGCCUCCGCUCUACAAGCAACAUCCACAAGACCAUCUUCCACCACAGUCUUCGCUUGGGGCAUAAUUGGACAAUUUAAUGCCGUCAUGGGCGCGAACUCUGCCUUACUAGUUACCGUCCCGGAUCUUGCGCGAUACUCCAAGACCAAGAACGCGCAGUUAUGGGGUCAAUUACUGGGUUUGCCCAUUGCGCAAUUGAUCUGCGCCGCGUUUGGAAUCAUUACCACUUCAGCGGUGCACAAUAUGUGGGGGGAAACGUUCUGGAAUCCGUAUGACUUGUUGAAUGGGAUUUUGGACCAUUCGUAUACAUCGAAAGCUCGCGCCGGUGUGUUUUUUGCGUCUGCUUCGUUCGCGUUCGCGACUAUGGGCACGUCAAUUGCGUGUAACAUUGUGCCGUUUGCCGCGGAUGUGACGUGUCUUGCGCCGAAGUAUGUGAAUAUUAUUCGGGGCCAGUUUAUUUGUUUGAUUCUUGCGUUUGCGAUUGUGCCAUGGCGCAUCGUGUCCUCUGCAAACGGCUUCCUGAGCUUCCUAAGCGGCUACUCCAUCUUCCAGGGCAGUCUAGUCUCCAUCAUGACAGUCGACUACUUCAUCAUCCGCCGCGGGAACCUGCAUAUCAGCGAGAUGUUCACCACUUCUAGGUCGGGUCAGUACUAUUACACCUACGGCGUAAACUGGACCGGCGUCGCCGCCUUCAUCGCCGGGUUUUGUUUACCCCUUCCGGGUUUCAUCCAAAGUUUCGGCACUGUCACCAUCGCCAAUCCGGCUGCGACGUACAUGUACGAUCUGGGAUGGGUGUUGAGUUAUCUCGUUGGUGGCGUGUCGUAUUUUGCUGUUUCGUUACUUACUGCGAGAAGAGCGAUGAGGGAGAGCAGGCAGAUGCCGUUUGAGGGGAAUGUGCCGAAAUCGAUUGCUAUGGGUGCGCAGAAGGAUGUGCUUGUUGUGGAUGGCAUGGAGAUUGUGGUUGGUGUGCCGGGACAGGAGCAGGAGGGUCCUGUGGAUGGGAGUGUGGGUGUUGUGAAGGGAGGGACCCAUCGAACGACUUAUCCCGCCAACCUGUCAACGACUGGUUUGCUCAGCAUGGCGGGAAUGGAAGAGCUCGAGAUUCACAGCAAGUCCUACCUAGUCCGUUGGGUCAAUGUCAAAGGCGACCACACCAUCUCCUGGAGCAUUCAACCGCACAAGCGAUCCAUCAACUUCGGCAUCUUCAAACAUCUCGGCCAGCCCACUCCCAGCUCAUCCGCCACGACGACAACCAUAAACGCCGACUCCCAAAGCGUCCUCGACUUACCCUCUGACAACCCGCCCGCCUCCGCCUUGAUCGAGAAGCUCCGUGGUGCCGGUCUGAAACCGACGCAAUGGAUAGGCAAAUGCGAAGCCGACAAGAUCUCGCAGGGAACCUACGACGUACCGCUCGGCGAAGGCGGGAAUUAUGCAUUGGUCUUUGACAACACAUUCUCCAAAACGACGGGGAAAAUGGCGACGUUUGUGCUCGUUACGUAUCCUACUGCCAUGCCGCCGCAGUCCGUCCAUCAAGUUCACCCGCCGCACGCGUUGGGCACGGUAAACAAUAUCGGAGCGCCCGGAAACCGCGUCUCGCCCAAAUUGCGACCUACGAAUAACUCAAAUACGUCGAUUGAUAACCAGCGUCCGGCCGUGAAAGGGGGCCGUUCCGUGUCCGGUGGAAAAUCUAUCAAACAGCGUCCAAACAGUAAUAGCGUGUCUUCCGUCAACGGCGCGUCGGGGCUGGUGCAUACAGGUAUCUUGCAGAAGCGACGACGAAAGCGACACCAGGGCUGGGCUAGGAGAUUCUUUUCGCUUGAUUAUACGUCUUCUACGCUGUCGUACUACCAUGACCGCAACUCGUCUGCGCUCCGUGGCGCGAUUCCGCUCAACCUAGCCGCCGUGGCUGCCAACGCGGAUCGACGGGAAAUUUCUAUUGACUCCGGCGCGGAGAUUUGGCAUUUGCGGGCUAACAAUGAGCCAGACUUUGCGUCUUGGAGAGCUGCACUGGAAAGAGCGUCGAAGCAAAGCAAGGAGGACAAAACUACACGACCGGCCUCGCCGACGCUACAAAUUCCUACGCGCUCGACGUCGCGGACCUUGCCGAAUCCCGCCGAGGAUCAGGAAUGGGAACAGAUUGAAAGUCUGGUUAGCAAAAUUUCGGGUUCGAGGGAUGCCGUGCGUCGGUUGGCAAAGGAUACAGACCCGAAGUAUCUUACCUCGUCCGCAUCAUCCGCACCUAUGGCAGCGUUGGAAAGAAGACGAUCGCAUAGUCCGCAUUUUCAAGCAAGUCCGGCUGAUGGAUCUCCUAUGAAUGGGGAAGACUAUUUUGGUGAUACUCAGCACAAACGACCCUUUUGGAAGCGCAAGACUAGCGGCAAUACGCCUGGUAGCGGUCAUACGAAAAGACAGCCGAACGGUACUACACAUCUGGCUACGCCUAGCCCGUCAACGGAUGCAUUCCCGGCCUCUGUGACAGAGGAUCGUAAACCAAGAAGUGUUAUCAGCCACCAUACAGACCGAGAUGAUGAUAUUCAUGAGAAUCUGAUGGCUAUUCUUCGUGAUCUGGACAAGACAGUAAUCGAGUUCACCAACCUGAUUGCAGAGAGCAAGGGAAGACGACAACCGCAGAUUUCGACAAUCAGUUCGCGGGUUAGCAUAGACUCUGAAGCAUCACAAGAGUUCUUUGACGCUGAAGCAGGCCCAUCAUCCCCUCUCCUCACGAUUCAGCAUGAUAGCGAUGUGGAAGCGGAAAAUGAAGACGCAGAAGAGGACGUCGAUGACGAUGCGCUUUCAUCUUGUAGUGAAGGCGAUACUCGAAGUGCCUAUAUGCGGAAGGGCAUUCGAAAGGAAAGCUCAGCAAUACUAUUCCCGGCCAAACCAAAAUCAUUGAUUCCUUUGCCACUAGAUGGCGUACAAAGACGAAAAAUCAUUCCCGCUCCAACAGUGCCGCCGCCAAGUCUGAUAGGAUUCUUGCGCAAGAAUGUCGGAAAAGAUCUGUCCGCAGUCUCGAUGCCAGUGACAGCCAACGAGCCAUUAUCCUUGCUGCAGCGAGCUGCUGAAUGCAUGGAAUACUCGCCUCUGCUUGACAAAGCAGCCAGCGCCAUUGACGGUCUCGAAAGACUUGUCUAUGUAACAGCCUUUGCACUCUCCAACCUCUCUACCAACCGCGUCAAAGACCGCGCAAUCCGCAAACCAUUCAAUCCUCUUCUCGGCGAGACAUUUGAACUGGUCCGCGAAGACCGCGGCUUCCGCAUGAUAGUCGAAAAGGUCUCCCAUCGACCUGUGCAAUUAGCCUAUCAAGCCGACAGCCGCGACUGGAGUUUGACCCAAUCACCAAAACCUACGCAAAAGUUCUGGGGCAAAUCCGCCGAAAUCAACACAGACGGUAAAACGCGCUUGAGUCUCCAUUCUAGCGGCGAUCAUUUCAGCUGGGGCAACGCUACCUCUUUCCUUCGCAAUAUCAUCGCCGGCGAGAAAUACGUCGAGCCAGCGGGUGAAAUGAUCGUCGUGAACGAGACCACGGGCCAAAAGACAAUCACCACUUUCAAAGCCGGCGGAAUGUUUUCGGGACGCAGCGAAGAAGUCACCGUCAAAGCAUUUGACGUCCACGGCAAUGAACUGCCACUAGGGUUGGCGGGUACAUGGACCAAUUCCCUGCAAUUAACCGAACACGGCUCAACGACAAACAAGACAAUCUGGUCUGUAGGCCCGCUUGUAGACCAAGCCCCUAAACGGUAUGGGUUCCCCGUAUUUGCAGCUACACUCAACGAAUCCACGCCCAUCGAGCAAGGCAAACUUCCGCCUACAGACUCGAGACUGAGACCCGACCAACGCGCACUAGAGAAUAAUGACGUUGAUUCUGCAGAAGACCUGAAAGCGAAACUCGAGGAGAAGCAACGCGAACGAAGGAAGGAGCUGGAGGAUGCAGGCGGCGUGUAUAGACCGAGAUGGUUCUCGAGGGUUGAUACGUCGGAUGUCUCGUCGACGAUUGAUGGUAGCACUGGUGGUGAGGAAGUGGUCUGGAAACUCAAACCCGGUAAAGAUGGGUAUUGGGAAGAGAGGGCGAGGGGAGAAUGGAAUGGGGUUGUGCCUAUAUUUAAGCUGUAG